Molecule: messenger RNA, 2624 nt
Organism: Pelagomonas calceolata
Lineage: Eukaryota; Pelagophyceae; Pelagomonadales; Pelagomonadaceae
Source: the annotation of a GenBank genome assembly
GUCUUAGGCCGCUAGCGAAUCGGGCCGCAGAAAGACGCCUCGCCCUUUCAAGCUCGCGACCGCGCUCGUGCACGACGGAUCGGGAGACUGCUUGGGGUUCGGAAAAACCGCUAGAGCUCACAAAGAGCAAUGGCAGGCUCUCACUAAUAGAGCGUGGGUUACAUGCCAUAGCGUGCCCGCGGCAGCAAGUUUUGCAUUUCCCGUAUUCGUAUUUGGCCAGCAACGAUUCAUCGUGCAAUCGCCGACGCUCCAGGGCCGCCGCACCAGUUUUGCCUUCCACAGUGCCCACAGUGCCAGGCACUGUUUCAUUCUUGCGCGGGAACCACUAAAGCGCGCGCGCCGACGCCAUGGCCCAAGUAGCACCCAUGAAGCGACCCUCGCGCCGGUGCGCCGAGAUAGCGCAGGCGUGCGCAACCGGUGCCAAAAAAAAAAAUAAUCCCGCGACGGCCUCGAGAGGGAAUAACUCGCCCGCGCAAAUACGCCGUCGAGCGCGCCAAAACCCACUCAUAUGAACACACAGGUGCGCCGUCAAGGUCUGCGUCGCUUGCAAGCGCGCUCCGGUAAGAGGCCAUGUUGACGACGCGUACCACUGCCGCGAGAUUCUCGGGCAUGUGGCGCCGAACUGGGACGCGCCCGGCGCCGACGCCUUCUUCACGGAGGACGCGAAGCCCGAGGAAGUAAGAGCGUGGGCCGAUUUGGAGGCGGUACCGGUCCAACGAAAGAAAAAACCACAACAACAACCGAAGAAGCGGAGCCACUCGCCCAAGUUCGGCACGCCCUCGCACAAACGUAGUAGAUUGCCGACGGGGGCCAUGUCCGAUUUACCUUCAGCAGAUCCGGGCGCGGCCGCGGCGGCGGCGCCGCGCGGCGACUUUGGUUUAAGGAAACCUCUCGUGUUCGGCGAAGUCGUGCAACUCGACGCGACGAAGGAUACUACUUCGUUAAGGGCCAAGGAGUUACGGCGGGCGGGGACUCCUUGUGUCUUGACUGGUGUCGAGGCGAGGGACGUCGCGCCCUUCGCUGGAAGGUGGCUGCGGGAAGAUGGCUCUUUAGAUGACAACGCGUUCGUCCGAGACGUCGGGAACGAGCGGGCGCCCAUCUUGAGGUACGACGCCACGUACACGGAUCAAGCACCUAUUCGGGAAGCGAUGCGCGUGUCAGAAUUUGUGGAGAAACAUUGGCGCGCGCAAGAUUCCUCGGCCUAUCUCCACCAGUGGCAGUUUCCCCUUUCUUCGCCCGAGGCCUUCCGCAAGCUGCUCUCUGAAAGUCCAUCAGAGAACCUACCUGGAUUGGACGACGAUCUAUUGGACCACUGGCUGGAAAGGUGCCGGGGCCGUUCCGCUUUGCAAUACUUAUUUAUGGGCGGUGUCGGUACGAGAUCUCGUUUACAUGUAGACCCGGGCGGUCUUGAUUUGAUUAUAGCGCCGUUGGUCGGCUGGAAGGAGGUAACUCUCGUACACAGAGACGACGCGGAGCUCGUCGGAGCUAUGUGCUCGGACUCGGCUCAAGAAGUCGAAAGGGGUAAGCGGACUCCGUUAGAUGAACUCCUCGCGAACGAGACGCCUCCAUCAUUGGAAGAGGAGCCUAUCUUGUCGUUGGUGCGGUGCUGGCGCCACGUCCUGAAGCCGGGCGAAGUGCUCAUCAUGCCGGAAGGGACCUUACACGCUGUCAGAAAUGUGACGCCGGCGUUGAGCUACCACCGGUUCCACCUCGACACGACGAACCCGGCGGGCUUCUGGCGCGCUCUGGUGGAUGGCGACUGCCCCGGCAUCCGACCGGCGGAGAUCCUCUGGAACGGCGCGCACGGGGCGAUGACGGCGCUGGACAAUGCCGUGGAUAUUGGGGAUCGCGAGGAUGCGGUCGAUCGGGCCGAGUGCUUACUGAAACUACGCCACUUAGUAGGAGCCAUCGUGCGCGAGUUCUCGGAGAGCGACCAGCGAGGCCUGGGUCAGCGGGGCGACAGCGUGAAUUCGUUCGACUGGAGGGCGUUGCUAGCGGAUGCAGAUGAUGCUCUAGGUUUGUGGGCCGGCGGCGGCGGCCAGCGCAAGAACGUUCCAUCUCCAGCGCAAAAAUCGCAGAAGGUCGAGGGCGACGUCGGCGCAUCGCCUAGGGACUCGCUCUACGAACCGUCGGUCGGCGACGUCGUCGCCGUGCGCUUCCACGCGAAGCAAGUGCGCGCGCGCGUCGUCGACGUCGCCUCCCCGUCGAAGCCGCCGCGCUUCUGCCGCGUCCACUACGCCACCUACGGCAGCAAGUACGACGAAUUGGUCGAGUGUUCUUCUUUGAGACCGCGCACGGACGGCGCCAAGCUGGUUGUUAAAGUAGGCGCCAAGUGCAAGGUGCCCUGGGGCGACUCGUCAGACGAAUACGACGCCGAGGUCGUCGCUUUGCAUUCGUCGGCCGCGGUGCGGCUCCACUACCUGACCGUCGGGUCGGACUGGGACCAGUGGGUCGGGCGGCGCAAGAUCAUCCGGCAGCUCCGGGCCUAGUGUAUCGCCGGCGCGAAGUUAAGUCGGUACUAUCUAUUUCAUCGGUGGGAAGUCAUCUACGUUGGUACUUACUCGGUGCAGGAGCGAGGGCUGCUUGCGCUUCCCGCAGAUUUGGUACUUAUCGGCUGCGACGUC